UGAUGACCGCCGCCGCCAUUUUCCUUGUUGUAGGCGCCUCAAAUGUCAUAAUAAUUUCAGAAAAUUAAUUUUAUUUCAUUUUUUAUGUUAUUUUCCAUGGUUAAUUAGCGUCUUCAACUAUAUUUUAGUGUUGUUGCGUUUUCCUUGAGCUGCGCGCCUUCUCGGAGUUCACCGUCAAAGUAUUCUAUAACAUCGUAAUUUCAAGGAUCCGCGAUCUUGGUGUUCUACAAUGAAAUGUGGGGAUCCUCUUCAUAAAAGGCAGCGAGCGUGAGUUACGCCCACGGAGGGACUUGUUUUGUGUAGUGCGGCCUAAACGGUGUGGUUUUCUUUGUUAGGAAUGGGUAGUGAAGUGUAGUGGAGUGCCGUGAAUGGACAAUGAGCGACUCGCCAGGAGUGGAAUGGCUGCCGGCAUACAGCCCGGGCCCGCCGCGGCACAGCCCACUAGGGCCCAUUCCGCGCUUCCUGUUCGAGGGCGUGCAACCGCUGGGGCUGCAGGAGAACAACAACAAGGAGGCAGACCAGAAGGAGAACGCAAACAAGAUCAAACACGCCAAACCCGCCUACAGUUAUGCUAGCAUGAUCCGCCUGGCAAUCAGCAGCUCUCCCAACGGCAAGAUGACCCUCAACGAGAUCUACACAUACAUCUGCAAUGCUUUCCCUUACUACAGAGAAGCUGGCAAAGGAUGGAUGAAUUCAAUCAGGCACAACCUGUCAUUGAAUAAAUGCUUCAUGAAAGUGGCUCGCAGCAAAGAUGAUCCGGGCAAAGGGUCAUAUUGGGCUAUGGAUAGUAGUUACAAAUUAUCCGAAGUAACUCCGCGGCGACGGAGAUCGCUACGGAUGGCGCCGUACAGCCCGGAGUGCAGCAGCAACAGCAGCGGUGAAGCGGCCGGGGCGGCGCUGCCGGCCCCCGACGCGGCGCCCACGCCCCCCGCCACGCCCACCGACCCCGCGCCCGACCACAAGCUGGCCGCCACCGAGCCCCACACCGCAGUGAACAAUGUAAAUGUUUCAUUAUUUUCAGAAUCGAGUCAUACAGACGACGCGUUAACAGCACUUAUGAAUGAAGAGCUCAUAUCAGACGUGGACAUUAGUGAAGAGCGGUCGUGGUGCUCGGGCGGGCGGCGGCACGUGUGCGCGACGCAGCUCACCUCCCUCACGGACGACUACGGCAACUUCGUCGUGUCGCACCACUGCGACUGCCCCCCCGACGACCCCCUGCCCGCCACCCCGCACACCCCGCACACGCCGCAGACCCCCCACACGCCGCACAGCCCGCUGUACUGGCCCAGCGACUUAUAACACUCCGUGUGCUGAACCUGGGAUUGCUCAGGUGGGAAACGAUCGUUUAUUAUGACGUAGGGCGAUGCUCUUUCAACACGCGGCGCUAUCACAUUAUCGGACGUGAGUUUGUCAUGCGAAAAUUACAGAUAUGUACUAAAUAUAAGUACAAUUCAACUGGACAACCAUCCAGUUUUUAUACGGAUUUUACACUAAAAUGAUGAGUUGAAAAGAGUGGAAAAAAUUGGAUAGCGCCCCGCUCGUAACAGUAGUUGCAUGUAUGUAACUAAAAUACUUGUAAAAAUGCAAGUGUUGCCAACUGAUUACAAUACUAACUAUGCGAUGUUUUUAUAUCGACCAUAUGAUAACUAAGACAGUGAAUAAUUACUAUUAUACACUGUAUUUUUACUGUUGUAAUUCUCAACGUGUUUUUGCCACAAGAGAUAAGACAGUAAGUUUGCCUCAAAUAUUCGUUUUAGCCACCUAUUUAAUAUUAUCUUACAUUUUACUUAACAGAUUACUAAUCUACUUAAAUGACAAGUCAUUUCCAAUCUAAGUAUUAUUAAAAUUUAUACAAAAAUAUGAUGUUUAUUAUUUUACUGACAUUCUCGAGGGGUUAAAGUUUCAAGUUAAAUUACCGACCUUUUACCCCACUGGUUGACAUGUAAACCUUAUAAAGGCAUGGUUUAUUAUUUUGAUGUUUUAUUAUAAAUAAGGAGCUACUUAUAUUUGAGACAAACAUGCUUAUUUAGCUAUUGGCUUGAUUAAAAUAUUUGUUGAUCAAAUAUAUGCCAAUAACAUUUGGAAAUGUAUUUUACUCGAUUUAAAGAUGUUAGCGUUAAUACAUGUUGACAUUAACGCUAUUGCCAGUAGUAUAGGAAUCACGCUGUUGACUGACGCACUGUGGACCUUAUUGUAAAAUAAAUAAGGUUCAAUGGUGGUCAGUAAAGAGUGGGUGUUAGUAAUACGUUCGGCCACGGAGCGUGGCCGCGAGUGUGUUCCAGACACUUGUUGCUAGAGUUAUAAGCACACUGUCACUAUAUCGUCAUCGCAAAAAUAUAUUAUUAAGUAAAAUAAACCAUUUAACUGCAAAAGAAUUGUUAGGUUACGUUUUAAAAUAUUCCUAGUAUUUCUACAAUCACUCAGAGGAAAAAUAAUCAUUUGUUUACACAAAAUCUAAAUUCGAUUUUUUGGGUAUUAUCUUACUUAAUAAUUUAUAUUUUUAAAGAGGAGAUGUAGGAUGGUAAUCUUAACAAAUAGUAUUCGAUGAUAAUUUUGUAAAGGAAUAAUAUCAAGGCGCGGUUCAGAUGAGUACCCAGUUCCAGUAUUAUAUCCCCGUACGUAUACUUAAGGGAUACAUACACUGACGAAUCAAAGGGAAAUUUUGGCUCAUAAUUUGAAAAAAUCGGUUUAUUGAAGUCACUAACUACACACACCAGCUGCUUAUUUUUGGGGGUUCAAUAUUAAUAUGUAUUAAUCCUACACCGAUCGUUGAACCGCGCCAGUAGCAAAGAUAUUUUUCAGUAAUUUACAAAUGUUAUUUUAAAUAUAAUAUAUGCCACAUAAUAAUCUAUCGACAUCACCAACAUAUCUGCCAAUUAUUGAUAUGAUAGUUGUACUUUAGUGUAGUUACCUCCCUAGCUGUAUACUUAGACUGUUGUACGUUUUGUAUGAUAGUCAAUGGACCAUAGAGCAGGAUAGAAAUACUCGUGUCACGAUAUUGGUGUCAUCAGAAGUGCAUUAGUUACACACUAAAGAGUUGUUAAUAGUAGAAGAGGUGUAAAGUUUAAGACUAAAUCGUUCCUCCAACUUAGCUCAAAUAAUGUUAACUCUGGUUGUCAAAAGUUGGCGUUUCAUUUUCUUCGUAGAACAUAACUGGCCCACUUGGAAAUAUUAAAUGUUUUCAAAACAUGGCACCGUACAGAUGAGUUUUUCUUAGACAUUACACCCCUUCUACUAUCAAUAUUUUUUUAGGUUUAACCUACAGCUAUACUACUUAAGACACAGCUUGUGUAUAAAGACUCAGCGUGUAGGAGACAGUACAAUGCGUGGCAUAUUGUUGUGAGUAAUAUAGAGUACCGUAUUCCACACACUUAACUAAUCAUUUUAUACGGUAUUUCAAAGAUAUAAGAUUUGUUAUUGGUUAGUUAAGUGUGUGUUAUCUACAUGAUAUCGAAAAAUAUUGAUUGUUGAAAAAGUAUAAAUAAAGUCUAAGGGAAAAUCGUGCCGAGGACAUGUGGUAACCGAUACAAACGUCAACCCUCAACUUUUGACAACCAGAAGCUACAACUCGAGGCACGAACUUUUCUUAGAGUUUACACCUCUUCUGUAAUGAAUAACUGUUUGACGAUACUGUGGAGACGAAGCAACAGUAUUGGAGCCAGAGGGCUACGAUCAGAUCUCAGAGUGACCAGUAUAUUGUAAUAAAUACAUAUAUUAGUUAUUUUAAUAUUAUAUACACGAGUAAUCAUUAUUUUAUGCAUAAUACUAACCGGCUCAGAUUUACUUGUCGAUGCGAGGUAGUACAUAAAAAUAUGAAUUAGUUGGUACGAAUUUAUUAUUUAAUAAAAAAUAAAAUAUGGAUAAACUAAAAAUGUAUGUAAUAUUCAUGUCGCACUUAUAUACGUAAAUGCUUAAUAGAAUAAUCGCGUAAAUGGGGCCUAUUGGUAAAUAUAUGAUAUAUAUAAAUAUAAAUAGCUCAGUACAGUACCCGCUUGUCCGAGUUUAUUUUGGGGGUGUAAAUUAUGUAUAAGUAUAGUUAGCUGCUGGAAAGUACAAUUUAAAAAAAUACAAACACUGACAUACUAAGCUGGGACUGUGACAUAGUAAGCUGAAUAUGUAGGAAUACAGGAAGACUUACCGUGCAACACCGAAAUCUUAAAUAUGUCCUAAUAAAAAGGUUUGCCAUCUAUUUAGUCACAAUAACAGCUCUUUCCCACUGACGUACAGUUGUUUGCGAGUACGGUUGUCUGCAGGAUGCCGUUUUCUGUAGUAUGCGUGCAGUAUCCCGCGAACAGAAUGCUUGGACGUUGCUAUAUUAGCAAGUAUACUAGGUACUGAAACGGGAUCCUGCAGAAAACCGUACCCGCAAAGAACUUGUCGUCAGUGGGAAAGAGAUCUCAGACUUACAUAGCUUGCGCUCUCAGAUCAAAAAAAGUACCCGGUACACGUGUUACAUAAAACUUUUGAUAUUAUAUGUAUUGAUCUAUUGAUAUCCAUCCAAAUUGUACUUUUCGCACCUAAUUAUUAGUAUCGCUCGUGCCAUACGCCGCGGCGGCACUCGGCGUCCCAUAUCUUAUUGAAAAUGUGUUCACAAUUUUUUAGAUACUAUACAAUCAUAAACAUAGUUGAGUGUACAUAGUUAUUUAACGAGGGGUUAUUUGUGUUAAUUAAGGUAAUAUUAACGUCGCUCUAGGCCGGGACGACAAAUCUGUAUAUUUUGUCAUUGCGCUAGUGCAGUUCGCGAGAAAAUAUGUGCCGAUUUCAGGCAAAAAAUAACAUAUUUUAUGUGUAUUUAUUGGCUGAGAACAACACAUCUGAAUGAAAAUGAAAAAUAUAAUUGCGUGUUCUUAUCUUACUGUUGUAUUUAGUAGAUCCGCUUAAAGCGCGCUGUCUCGCGAACUGGGGAUUUGCUAAUUGAGGUUGAAUUUCAUCUUUUUGACCGUUGCAGAUAU
Messenger RNA from Cydia fagiglandana, 4952 nucleotides. Its product is annotated as forkhead box protein J2-like. The transcript has 6 exons. NCBI's taxonomy places the organism in Eukaryota, Metazoa, Arthropoda, Insecta, Lepidoptera, Tortricidae. Gene Ontology annotation, cellular component: nucleus. The record is from RefSeq and is a predicted model, not a curated record. The coding region runs from base 376 to 1299 and encodes 307 amino acids. Gene Ontology annotation, molecular function: DNA-binding transcription factor activity, RNA polymerase II-specific; RNA polymerase II cis-regulatory region sequence-specific DNA binding. Gene Ontology annotation, biological process: regulation of transcription by RNA polymerase II.